AUGUAUCAUCAACGAUUUCAGAUCCGUGGCAAAGUUUUCUGGACUCUUGGUAUGAAGAUGAAGUUAAUGAUAACAGUCAUCACUUGCUUACUACUUAGGUCGGUGAUAUUACUAUCAUCCUCCAACGUUUCUAAACACCAUCUUCUUGGUGCUACAAUCAAAGGUUCAAAGGAAUCAGGAAAAACUGUGGACAAACUGGCAGGAGGGCUCCUAACUGCAGAUUUCAAUGAAGAUUCUUGCUUGAGUAGAUACCAUAAGUCUUCCUUGUAUCGCAAGGCUUCACCAUACAAACCUUCUGAAUAUCUUGUCUUUAAGCUAAGAAGCUAUGAAAUGCUUCACAAGCGUUGCGGUCCAGGCACAGAUGCUUACAAGAAAGCAACAGAGAGUCUUAGUCAUGAUGAGAUUUCUGUUGGUGAAUGCAAGUACAUUGUGUGGAUCGCGGUUUAUGGUCUUGGAAACAAAAUACUUACUCUUGCUUCUAUGUUCCUCUAUGCUCUCUUGACAGAGAGAAUCAUUCUUCUUGACCAACGCAAAGACAUAAGUGAUCUCUUCUGCGAGCCUUUUCCUGGCACUUCCUGGUUACUUCCUCUGGAUUUUCCUCUGACAGAUCAGUUAGAUAGCUUCAACAGAGAACACUCGCGUUGUUACGGAACAAUGCUGAAGAAUCAUCAUGCCAUUAACUCGACCACAACAGAGAAAAUCCCCUCCUACCUCUGUCUUUAUCUUAUUCACGAUUACGAAGAUACAGAUAAGAUGUUCUUCUGUGAAAGAGAUCAAGAUCUCAGCAGGCAAGUUCCUUGGUUGGUCUUCAACUCAAAUCUUUACUUUAUUCCAUCUCUAUGGUUGAUCCCAAGUUUCCAAACAGAGCUAAUCAAGCUAUUCCCACAGAAAGAUACCGUCUUCCACCAUUUGGCUCGGUAUCUAUUUCACCCGACAAACCAAGUUUGGGGUAUGGUCACAAGAUCCUACAAUGCUUACUUAUCAAGAGCAGACGAAACACUCGGGAUUCAAGUCCGGGUUUUCAACAGACGUGCUGGAUAUUUCCAGCACGUCAUGGACCAGAUCCUAGCCUGUACACAAAGAGAGAAACUUUUACCUCAAGUAGCUUCACAAGUCAUCACUACUAAUAAUACAUCGAAAACCCCGAAACUUAAAGCUGUCCUGGUCACAUCUCUGUAUCCAGAGUACUCAGAGAGACUAAGGAACAUGUUUUGGGAAGGCCCGAGUUCGACAGGAGACACAGUGCAAGUUUACCAACCAAGCCAAGAAAUGUAUCAGCAAACAGACAAGAAGCUUCACGACCAAAAGGCACUCGCCGAGAUCUAUCUUUUGAGUUUAACUGAUAAGCUAGUAACUAGCAACUCAUCUACGUUCGGGUACGUUGCUCAAGGUCUUGGAGGAUUAAAGCCAUGGAUACUCUACCAGCCAAAGAACCUCACAGCUCCUGAGCCACCAUGUGUUAAAGCCAUGUCGAUGGAGCCAUGUUUCCUUAGAGCUCCGCUCUAUGGUUGUCAAGCUAAGACGGUGAGAAUUACCCCUUUUGUUAGGUAUUGUGAGGAUCGGAUCACGGGCCUUAAGCUAGUUGAUUACGCAGAUGGGUUUUGA
Molecule: messenger RNA, 1605 nt
Organism: Arabis nemorensis
Lineage: Eukaryota; Viridiplantae; Streptophyta; Magnoliopsida; Brassicales; Brassicaceae
Source: the annotation of a GenBank genome assembly